GCUUCUCCCAACUCACUUUGACUAACAUCACGGAGAAUGACGUUUAUCGCAGUGUGGGAGGCGACACUUGGUUUCAAAAUGGCCUGCCUUGCUGCAGCAAAUGCAGAAUUUGGCUUCGACUUAUUCAGAGAGAUGGAUAGUAGUCAAGGAAAUGGAAAUGUAUUCUUCUCUUCCCUGAGCAUCUUCACUGCCCUGACCCUAAUCCGUCUGGGUGCUCGAGGUGACUGUGCACGUCAGAUUGACAAGACACUGCAUUUUAACACCCCAUCAAGACAAGGAAACUCAUCCAACAAUCAGCCAGGACUGCAGAAUCAAUUGAAAAGAGUUCUUGCUGACAUAAACUCAUCUCAUAAGGAUUAUGAACUCAGCAUUGUCAAUGGAAUUUUUGCAGAAAAGGUGUUUGACUUUCAUAAGAACUACAUGGAGUGUGCUGAAAGCUUAUACAAUGCUAAAGUGGAAAGAGUUGACUUCACAAACGAUAUACAGGAAACCAGAUUUAAAAUUAAUAAAUGGAUUGAAAAUGAGACACAUGGCAAAAUCAAGAAGGUGUUGGGCGAUAGCAGCCUCAGUUCGUCAGCUGUCAUGGUGCUGGUGAAUGCUGUUUACUUCAAAGGCAAAUGGAAAUCGGCCUUCAUCAAGAGUGAGACCCUCAGUUGCCGUUUUAGGUCUCCCACGUGUCAUGGAAAAGCAGUUAAUAUGAUGCAUCAAGAACGGAGGUUCAAUUUGUCUACCAUUCAGGAGCCACCAAUGAAGGUGCUUGAGCUCCAAUAUCAUGGUGACAUAAGCAUGUACAUCAUGCUGCCUGAGAAUGACCUAUCUGAAAUUGAAAACAAGCUGACUUUCCAGAAUCUAAUGGAAUGGACCAAUAGAAGGAAAAUGAAAUCUCAGUAUGUGGACGUGUUUCUCCCCCAGUUCAAGAUAGAGAAGGAUUAUGAAAUGACGCAUCACUUGAAAUCCCUAGGCUUGCAAGACAUCUUUGAUGAGUCCAGUGCAGAUCUCUCUGGAAUUGCCUCUGGAGGUCGUCUCUACGUAUCCAAGCUGAUGCACAAGUCAUUCAUAGAGGUGUCAGAGGAGGGCACCGAGGCCACUGCUGCCACAGAAAAUAACAUUGUUGAAAAGCAGCUUCCCGAGUCCACGGUGUUCAGAGCUGACCGCCCCUUUCUGUUUCUCAUCAGGAAGAAUGGCAUCAUCUUAUUUACUGGCAAAGUCUCUUGUCCUUGAAAUUCCAUUUGGUUUCUUAUAUAGUAGCAGGCAUCAAGAAGCAUCAUAAGUGAAUAGAAUUGUAAUUGGAAGUACACGGGGUUGCUUUGAUUUGUUUCAGUUCAUUGAUGGUCAGCAAACGAUACUGGUGACUUAACCCUUUCAAUACCUGGUUGAUAGUCUCAAUCCCUGCCCUCACCAUUACUACUCCCUUAUACUUCCCUUUGUCUAAUAUUAUUGGCUUUCUACCCAUGGUCUGCUCUACCA
Molecule: messenger RNA, 1467 nt
Organism: Arvicanthis niloticus (Nile rat)
Lineage: Eukaryota; Metazoa; Chordata; Mammalia; Rodentia; Muridae
Source: RefSeq, a predicted model, not a curated record